This is a messenger RNA of Daphnia magna, 1119 nucleotides long. It is a transcript of the gene nero, whose product is annotated as deoxyhypusine hydroxylase. The record is from RefSeq and is a predicted model, not a curated record. The coding region runs from base 146 to 1069 and encodes 307 amino acids. The transcript is spliced from 4 exons. Lineage: Eukaryota; Metazoa; Arthropoda; Branchiopoda; Diplostraca; Daphniidae. Gene Ontology annotation, molecular function: deoxyhypusine monooxygenase activity. Gene Ontology annotation, biological process: peptidyl-hypusine biosynthetic process.
GCAUUUUGCAAAUAGUAACUCAACUCUUUCGUGAGCAGAAAACAUAGAUUGCAACGCCGCUUUAAUCAGCAGACGACAAGUACAUAAUGUCAAAUUUCGGUUUCGGUUCUCACACGCUUUACAAUCCAAGAGAAGACAGGAAAACAUGCCUGCAUUAGCAACUGACAACCAAAUUGAGGCUGUGUCCAAAGUACUGAAUGACACCAGCAGGCCACUCAAAGAACGCUUCCGGGCCUUGUUUACCCUACGCAACCUUGGCGGACCCAAAGCUGUUGAAGGCAUUUCAUCCUGCUUCACCGACUCUUCGGCCCUGUUGAAACAUGAACUUGCAUACUGUCUAGGACAGAUGCAAGAUCCUUCGGCUAUUCCAGUGCUUACGUCUGUACUAAAAGAUGUUCAGCAAGAACCGAUGGUUCGACAUGAAGCAGGUGAAGCUCUUGGUGCAAUCGGGAGCGCAGAAUCUCUGCCCGUUUUGCAAGAUCAUUGUCAAGACAAGGUAAUAGAAGUCGCUGAGACUUGCCAACUGGCGGUUGAACGUAUAAACUGGCUGCUUGAUGAGAAGAAGAAAUGCGAGAUCGAUGGUGCUUACCAGCAAAAUCCGUAUUGUAGCGUGGACCCAACGCCAUCAACGUCUGUAAAAGAAACGGAGGAAUUGAAGACUAUAUUACUAGACGAAACUUUGUCUUUAUUUGAACGAUAUCGUGCCAUGUUUGCCCUAAGAAACAAAGGAGAUGUUGAAAGUGUAAAAGCCCUGGCUGAAGGUUUAAAGUGCAAUAGUGCCUUGUUCAGACAUGAAAUAGCCUACGUCCUUGGACAAGUGCAGAGCCCUGCUUGCAUUCAACAAUUAAUCCAACGGCUCGAACUUGCUGAUGAAAAUGAAAUGGUUAGGCAUGAGUGCGCAGAGGCCCUCGGAUCUAUCGCCCAAGACGAAUGCCGUGAAAUUCUCCAAAAAUAUGCCGAAGACUCAGCAAGAGUUGUCAAAGAAAGUUGCGAAGUGGCUUUGGAUAUGUGCGAGUACGAAAAUAGCCCAGAAUUCCAGUAUGCAAAUGGAUUAACUAACUUAGACUGAUAAAUGUAUAAAUACUUUCCGUGUUUAAAAAUAAACUUGGUUCUGGACAA